AUGAUUGAAGAAACUACAGCAGGUUAUGAUGUAUUAUCACAUUUUAUUUAUCGUAUUGCUGCAUUUCUUGUUAUGUUAUCAUCUGAUACAGUUCAUUCAAAACAAGUUAUUAAAGCACAAGAUUUAAUAAAACAUUAUGAUUCAUUAUUAGCAAGUGGACAUGAACCUGAAACAUAUGGUAGAAUGAAGAAAAAACGUUUUCGAGAAAAAGAAAUUAUCGUUAAAGUUCGUUAUUUAGCUUUAGCAGCAUUAGAACUAGUUGUAUAUGAUUUUUUUCUUGUUCAAGUUAUGCGAAUAAUUAAAAUUCCUAAAAAAGCUCUUCGAAUUUUACAUGACGUAAUAUUACGAAUUUUAACUAAUACUCGGCAAUUACGUAGUCAAAUCGAUAUGAUAUUAGUUUCUCUUGCAUCCGAUGAUCUUUAUUUACUCAUGCUAAUUGAACAAUUUCUUCCAUUACUAUAUAUAUCUGUAAUACAUUUAGCUGAAUUAAUUGUUUAUGAUCGUAUUGAAAUGAUGUUAACACUUGACCAACAAACAUUAAAUAAACAAUUAUUACCUAAAUAUCUACCAUUAACUGUAUAA
Rotaria sp. Silwood1 is the source of this 582-nucleotide messenger RNA. NCBI's taxonomy places the organism in Eukaryota, Metazoa, Rotifera, Eurotatoria, Philodinida, Philodinidae. The record is from the annotation of a GenBank genome assembly.